Molecule: messenger RNA, 396 nt
Organism: Ilex paraguariensis (yerba mate)
Lineage: Eukaryota; Viridiplantae; Streptophyta; Magnoliopsida; Aquifoliales; Aquifoliaceae
Source: the annotation of a GenBank genome assembly
AUGGCUACAAACAAAGGAACCCCACUUCGCCCGGGGCCAAUUGAAGUAUAUCUGUUUAGUCUAACAGAUGAGAAUCAAAAAAGUAUUGCCCCGGGCGACUUUGAGCGCCACUGGGGCAUUUUCAGUGACAUAAAGAACAUGAGCCUGGUGCCUGAAAAUGUUAACUAUGCCUGCUCAUUGUCCGAUUGCACAAGCUUGAUAUACGGAUCAACGUGCAAUAAACUGGAUGUUCGUGGGAAUGUCUCGUACGCAUUCAAUAUGUAUUUCCAGAUGAAUAAUCAGGACGUCGAGGCAUGCGAUUUUCAGGGUCUGGCCAAGAUUGUGACUCGAAAUGCCUCACAAGGGGACUGCCUCUUCCCUAUACAGAUUGUAAGUGAUGGAAGGAGACUUACCAUG